Rangifer tarandus platyrhynchus (Svalbard reindeer) is the source of this 516-nucleotide messenger RNA. Lineage: Eukaryota; Metazoa; Chordata; Mammalia; Artiodactyla; Cervidae. The record is from the annotation of a GenBank genome assembly.
AUGCAGAACAGAACCGGUCUAGUUCUCUGUGUCUUUGUCCUCCUGACGGGCUUCCUGAUGAUCUGCCUGGGGGCUUUCUUCAUUUCCUCAGCCUCCCUGUUCAACUGCCAGGGGAACUUGACCCUGGCCUAUUUGCUUCUGCCUCUGGGGUUUGUGAUCCUUCUGAGUGGAAUUUUCUGGAGCACCUACUACCAGGCCAGUGAAAGCAAAGGGGUUUUCAAGCGUGUGCUCAGACAGUGCCGUGCUCAGGGGGCCCUGCCCCUGGCCACAGUGGACAGACCAGGUUUUUACCCUCCAGCUUACGAAGAGAGUCUUGCUGCUGACAAGCAAGCCUGUCGCAGAGAGCAAGAGACCUCGGGUGCUCCUCCACCUCCGUACGCAGAGAUGGGCCUCCGAUUUCAGGGUGAAGAUGGGACCCACCCAGAGGCCCCACCGCCCUGUGACGAGCCUGUGGCAGACCGCGUGGCGGCAGCAAGGCCGAGGCAGGACGCUCAGAGGCGAAGCCAAGAGUGCUGA